AUGAAAUGUUCUCAUAGAAGUUCAGAAGAUUUGUGGCAAAGUGAUGGAACCGGAGCAGAUCUAUUUGCUUGCAUAAUGUCAGAAAGACGAUUUCGAUUUUUAUUACGAUGUAUAAGGUUUGAUGAGAUUCGUGGGCAAUACGCAUGUGUUGAUGAAAAGCUACAAUCAUUUCGUGGUCGGUGCUCAUUUCAACAGUACAUGCCUAACAAGCCAGUCAAGUACGGCAUUAAAAUUUUCGCGUUGUGUGACAAUGUUACAUAUUAUACUAGUAAUUUAGAAAUUUAUGCAGGCAAGCAGCCAGAUGGCCCAUUUUCAAUCGACAAUUCUGCAAGUGAAGUAGUAAAACGGUUAGUGUCUCCAAUAUCUAAAACCGGUAGAAAUAUAACGGCAGACAAUUGGUUUGCGAGUAUAUCAUUAGCUGAAGAACUUUUGAAAAAUCAUAAUCUUACAUUAGUAGCUACAAUAAAAAAAAAAUAA
Messenger RNA from Sipha flava (yellow sugarcane aphid), 477 nucleotides. RefSeq names its product piggyBac transposable element-derived protein 4-like. The coding region runs from base 1 to 477 and encodes 158 amino acids. The transcript has 2 exons. Lineage: Eukaryota; Metazoa; Arthropoda; Insecta; Hemiptera; Aphididae. The record is from RefSeq and is a predicted model, not a curated record.